UCAAACCUGUGGAAGAUCACUGUCCUGCAAUCUCCUCGUGAGGAGCAGCUAUCCGGAACACAUGUAGGAGAUCUCCCAUUCUCUUCUUGCCAGAGAGGUUUUGAAGAACCAGUCUACUCACUGGUAUCUGGGUAAUAACUGAGAAACUGUUUGCUUGGUUGUACAAUGGAAAAUGCAAACAAAGAUAAUGCUUCUUCCAGAGAAGGGCUACUCCUUAGGAUGGGUCUUAAUGAUAACAAAGCUGGAAUGCAAGGGCUGGAUAAAGAAAAGAUCAACCAAAUCAUAAUGGAAGCCUCCAAGGGUUCCAAAUUUUAUGAAAAUGAACUUAAGAAAGAUCAACAGGUUAAUAAGCGGAUUGAAAAAAUGCUGAAACUAAAAAGUAAAAUCACAGAGCAACAGAUUUUGAAAGCACAAUUGCAGAUGGAUAAACUUGCAGUGGCAUUGGAUCAGAAUCGUGAUCUUAGUUGUACUAUUGUACACAUUGACAUGGAUGCCUUUUACGCAGCUGUAGAAAUGAGAGACAAUCAUGAAUUAAGGGACAAGCCCAUAGCAGUGGGUUCACUGAAUAUGCUGUCCACUUCAAAUUACCAUGCUAGAAGAUAUGGGGUACGUGCAGCUAUGCCUGGAUUUAUUGCUAAGAAACUUUGUCCGCAUCUUACUAUAGUACCAUUAAACUUUAAGAAGUACAAAGAAGUAAGUAAAGAGAUUAGGGAAAUACUGGCUGAGUAUGAUCCUCAAUUCAUGCCCAUGGGCCUUGAUGAAGCCUACUUGAACAUAACAGAUUACUUAGAAGAACGAAAACAUUGCUCUGAAGACAAAAGAAAACAUCUCAGUACAUACAAGUUUGGUCUAAAUGGAAAACAGAAUAUAGUUACAUCUGAUGAAUCAAACCUGAAUGAAGAUAUGCAUUCUUGCUCACCAGUAUUGUUUGACAGUGACACUCUGAUUGAUAAGCAUACUGUUCAACCAUCUCUGCCCUUAGAAGAACAGCAAUGCCAGCAGUCAAGAGUUCAGUUAAAGUCAGUUGUCUUGGAAACAUCAGCUGAGGAAGUUGUAAAGGAAAUUCGCUUUAGAAUUGAACAAAAAACUGGGCUGACUGCCAGUGCUGGCAUUGCUCCAAAUAUGAUGUUGGCAAAAAUGUGCAGUGAUAAAAAUAAACCUAAUGGCCAAUAUAGAAUCCCUCCAGAAAGAGAAGCUGUGAUGGACUUCAUCAAAAAUUUAGCUAUUAGAAAGGUGCCAGGCGUAGGAAAAGUAACAGAGAAAAUGCUCAAAGCUUUGGAAAUAGUGACUUGCACAGAACUGUACCAGCAGAGGGCUCUGAUUUCUCUUCUGUUUUCUGAAACAUCCUGCCGUAACUUCCUUGAAAUCUCUCUUGGUUUGGGUUCCACACAUUUGGAAAGGGGCGGGGAGAGAAAAAGUAUGAGCACAGAAAGGACAUUUAAUGAAAUAAGUGCAACAGAACAAUACAGGUUAUGUCAAAAACUCUGCGGUGACCUUGCUCAGGAUUUGAAAAAGGAAGGACUUAAAGCUAGAACUGUAACUUUGAAGUUGAAGAAUGUGAACUUUGAAGUGAAAACAAGAGCUAAUACAGUACUUUCUGCAGUUUCUACUGAAGAAGAAAUAUUUGCUAUUGCUAAAGAUUUGCUUAAUGCAGAAAUGGAGAGUGUGGCCCCAGAACCUUUACAUUUAAGAUUAAUGGGUGUAAAAGUAUCAGGUUUUUUAACUGAAGAAGAAAAAAAAUAUCAGCAGAAGAGCAUUGUUAAUUUCUUAGAACCAGGAAAACAAGCCUGUGCUUUUAAGAAAACUGUCAACAUUUUCCCAAAAGUAUCUGAAGGAGAAAGCUUUUUCAAUAAAAAGAGAGCUAUGAGACAGGAAACCAACCAAGGAAUAUUUCUAAAUGAGUCUUCAAACAAGCAGAGUCUACGAGAAACCACGUCAAUGGUGACUUCAAGUAAGCAAGGAAAGGAUGAUGAACAUCAGAUCUUUAUUUGCCCUAUUUGCUUUGAAGAGCAGCAUGAUGGCACUUUAGAAGCAUUUAAUAGACAUAUUGAUAUGUGCCUUAGUGGAACAAUAGAAAAAGAAAAUGAAGAAAUUACAGAUACUAGCAAAUUUUGGAAAAAUGAUCUGCCUGUGGACGCGGAAAAAAAAGAAAGGAUAAAAGUUAAAAUAAGUAAACCAUCAGUGGAUGAACGAUCAACAAAUAUAGCUGAUUGUGUUUCUGCAAGUUGCUCAGAUGUGUUACCAAAGCUUCUAGUUUAUGAACAGAAUGAGAAUAGAUGUGGUCCUUCUAAUGCCUCUGUAUCUGAAAUUCAUGCUAAAGAUGAUUUAUCUUCUAAAGCUUUAUUAAUAGAGAAAGAAGAGUCAAGCUGCCCAGGAAGCAAUUCGCAAUUUUCUUCUGACAUUACUGAAAAUGUUUUAGUUUGUCCAGUUUGCAACAUAAAACAAAAAACAAAGGAUCUUGCAUUGUUCAACAGGCACGUGGAUGUUUGUUUAAACAAAGGCAUUAUCAAGCAGUUGACAGAAAAUUCAAGUAUGGAAAUCUUGGAUAGAGGACAAUAUAAUACAAACUCUUCAGUAGGAACAAAAAGAUCUGGAACAGUGAUUCCCCAGUCAACAUCCAAAAAAGCCAAGUCAAGCAAUUCUAGGUGCACUAUAGAAUCAUUUUUCAAAUGAACACAAUAAAGAAAGUUUGAUGAUUAUUAUGGUACAAAAGCUUAGCGUAAAAUAUGUCACUUGGACCUUAUGUAUUAUGUAUAAAUU
Molecule: messenger RNA, 2760 nt
Organism: Candoia aspera
Lineage: Eukaryota; Metazoa; Chordata; Lepidosauria; Squamata; Candoiidae
Gene: POLK
Product: DNA polymerase kappa
Exons: 15
Coding region: 166-2673 (835 amino acids)
Biological process (GO): error-prone translesion synthesis
Cellular component (GO): nucleus
Molecular function (GO): DNA-directed DNA polymerase activity; damaged DNA binding
Source: RefSeq, a predicted model, not a curated record